AUGUCCAGUGUUGAACAACCAAGUACCCAAGAGAAUGGGUCUACACCUGUAAUAGACAACCAACAUUCCAUAGAAUCACAUCAACAUCAACAACAACAGCAGCAGCAGCAGCAGCAGCAACCUGAAUCUACACAAGAAACCCAAGAACAAAAACCAAAUGUAGUUGAUAUUGAGCAAUUACAAAAAGAGUUUCAAGAGAAAUCUCGUAAAUAUCUUGUUGAACAAACACAGCAUGUAAUUAUCCCAUCAUUUGCCAAAUGGUUCAACAUAAAUCAAAUUCAUCCUUUAGAAAAGAAAUCCUUUCCUGAUUUCUUCAGUGAAGAUUCAAUAUACAAGACUCCUCAAUCAUUCAAGUAUAUUCGAGAUUUCAUCAUAAAUACAUUUCGUUUAAAUCCCAAGGAAUAUUUGACUAUAACUGCCAUUAGAAGAAAUUUGGCGGGUGAUGUUACAAAUAUCAUUCGUAUUCAUCAAUUUUUGGAGCAAUGGGGAUUAAUUAAUUAUCAAAUCGAUCCAAAGACUAAAUCAACUAUAUUGGGACCACAAUAUACCGGACAUUUUCAAAUUACUUUGGAUGCGCCAGAUGGAUUGGUUCCAUAUGUACUGGAAGAUGCGAAAUUAAUCGACCAAAAGGCAACUUCUGUUACAGGUGAAGAUGAAGGCGAAGGAACGAAGCAAGCGGAGUCUAUUUCAGAUGUCACUGUCAAGAAAGAGUCAUCAUCUACUGAGACUCCCUUGUCAUUGAAUAUGGAAAUUAGAAGAAAUGUUUACUCGACGGGUGAAACCAAAUUUGAUUUCAAACCUCAACAUAAGGUUUCAUAUUCAUGUAGUAUUUGUGGUAAAGAUGCAACAGAAAUCAGGUACCACAAUUUAAAACUCAAAUCAUACUCAUAUAACCCCAAUUCAACCAUAAACAAUGCCAGUAUAUUAUGUUCAAUAUGUUAUGAUCAAGGUUUAUUCCCCCUGAAUUUUACAUCAUCUGAUUUCGUUCAAUUUAAGCAAUUGACUGAGAGUGAAAUCUGGAGUGAACAAGAGAUUUUAUUGUUAUUGGAGGGUAUUGAAAUGUUUGGCACAUUUGAAUCAACAAAUAAUUUAAUCACUGCAGGAUCAAAUAUUAAUAUCAAUGCCCAAAAUCAAUGGAAUAAGAUUGCUGAACAUGUUGCUACAAAAACUAAAGAACAAUGCUUGAAGAAAUUUUUACAAUUGCCCAUUGAGGAUAAAUUCUUACAUAAAUUAAUCUCGGAAAACUCACAACAAAAAGAGUUGCAACUGAGUGGACACGAAUUGGAUAAAGCUAAUUUAGUUGAGGAAAUCGUUCAAAAAUUAAUCCAAUCCAAUCAAGGACAAGAUCUAAUCAAACAAAAUGCGACUGAAUACACUAGUCAAUCAAAUGCUGAACAAUUUCAAUUAAUUAAUCAAAUAAUCGACUUGACGGUUGAAAAAGUUAAUUUAAAACUAGGCAAAAUUGAUCAAUUACAAACUCAAUUAAUUUCAAUAACCAAUCAAUUACAGUCGGAACGUAAGCAGUUACAAUUGACCAGAUGGGUACAAUUGAACAAGAUUAAUAAAUUGAAACAAGAAAGACCUGAUUUGAGUGAUGUAUUGUCAGAUUUAAUGAAGCCUGUAAAAAUUAGUGAUAUAAACUCAAGUGCCAUCGGUGCUGAUGAACAAGGUAAAAAAGAAGGUGAUGAUAAUGCAAUGGAUGUGGAUGCCGGUGUUGACCUGGAUAAAGCUGCUAAAGAUGAUGAAUCUGUUCCAAUUAGUGUUUCAAGACCAAAAGAAUAUCAAUUCUGGUCCGGUUGA
This is a messenger RNA of Lodderomyces orthopsilosis Co 90-125, 1800 nucleotides long. RefSeq lists its product as uncharacterized. Lineage: Eukaryota; Fungi; Ascomycota; Pichiomycetes; Serinales; Debaryomycetaceae. The record is from RefSeq and is a predicted model, not a curated record. Gene Ontology annotation, cellular component: SWI/SNF complex. The transcript has a single exon. Bases 1 to 1800 code for a protein of 599 amino acids. Gene Ontology annotation, molecular function: DNA binding; histone binding. Gene Ontology annotation, biological process: positive regulation of DNA-templated transcription.